AAUAAUAAUAAAAGAAAUAGUAAUAAUCCAAUUAUUGUUGUUCAAAAACAAAAUUUACAUUCCCGUCCAAAACCCCAUGACGAGAGCUGACGUCACCGCCGGUCACCAUGCACGGCCAUCGCCCUCCCCCGUGUCCCCUCUCUCUUCUUCUUUCAAUCCUACAAUUCCUUCUUUUCUCCUCUAGUACUACACUCCCUCCUCCCUCCGGCGCCGGAGUUUAGCUCCCAGAACAACCACUCGCCACCAUAGCCCCUCAGCCACCACCACAUGGCCCCACCAUGGUUGUCGCGAAGACUGUUAGAACGAUGGCGCCCUUACACACUAAUCGAAGCCUGGGGUGACCGUUACAUAAAUCCUAACAGGGGUAACGUCGGUCAAAAAGACUGGAAAGAAGUCGCCGACACCGUCAACAACCGUCAAAACGGCGUCAAACCUAAAAAGACCGACGUCCAGUGUAAAAACCGUAUCGUUAUGUUGAAGAAAAAAUACAAGAUAGAAAAAUCCAAACCCCCUCCGUUAAGUUGGCCGCUCUGUAACCGUCUCGAUUCUCUCAUCGGCACUAACAGCAAUACUACUAACACAGACAAGAAACCCACCUCUUUCACAGUGAAGUCAAAGAAAAAGCCUAAAAAAAGGAUGUUUUCAGGUUUGGCAAGUUAUAGUGAGAGCUCCUCCGAUGACGACGAGGAUGAUAUGGCGUGGUUUGAAGAGAGAUUGAAGAAGAAACGGCAUAGAAUGGAGGAUGUAGGUUUAUCUGAUGGGGCUGCGUGUAGGGAAUUAGCGAGAGCGAUAUUGAAGUUUGGAGAGAUACCCGAGAGAAUUGAGAGUUCGAGACAACGGCAAAUGAUAGAGUUGGAGAAACAGAGGAUGGAGUUUACUAAAGAAGUUGAGUUUGAAAGACUGAAUAUGUUUGUUGAUGCUCAGCUAGAUCACACAAAGAAGUCUUUCAAACGCGAUAAAUUCACAUCGAGUUCAGGGUUGUGUGAUGAGCUGCUAAUAUCGUUUGAAGUUGUUGAAGAGUUUGGCAUACUCAAAUUUGACUGUCGUGUUUGGCUUCCAUGCUGGUGAUGGUAAAGGGCAAUGUUUCAUAUUUGUAACCUUCUAUGCAAAUCUUGAAUUCCCCCUCACCUCUUUCCGCAAUUACAAUGUUCUCUUUUCUUAAUUAGAAUCAGAAAUUGUUGCUCAACUCUUGGCUAUCUGUGGAUUCAUGUUGUGUAACUGAAGGAAGUCCAACUCGGGGUACAUCAAGCAUUUGAUCUCCAACUACGAAUUUGAAGUGCUCUGUUCAUGCAUACACACGAGUAUUUAUUGAUCUACAACUUUAUCAGAUUUGAUUAAAUAGAGCAAAGACAUUAGUUUUUUUUUAUCAUAUUUGAUUUGGCACAGCACAGUAGUUAGAUGGGUUCUGUUUGGCAUUUGAUCUGUCUGUCUGUCUCUCUACCCGAGAUGUUCGUCUAUGCGUAUGCACUCACAGUGACACUCAGACAUAUGCAUGUGCUUGGGCAUGCACACAUGCAUCACAAACAUUAUUUCUUCUGUAUAUUUUCAUGUCUGGAUUUGCAAUCGUGACCUGAUAUCACCAAACCGUGCCUACGUUGCUGCUAAACUUGAAAUCGUAUUCCAGUUGUGAUCUGAUAAACUUUUGGUGGUUUCUGGACCCUUUGAACAGGGAAGUUGUAGUUGAAAUUGCUCAGAGACCUAUUUUUUCAAAGGGGAGCUCCAGUGUGUAUAUCUCCAUGAAACCCUCUUUUCAUCUCCAGCUUAAGAGUGGAAGUCCUCUGCCUAGUUAUCCUGAGGCUGUCACAUCUUCAACAGAUGAAGCUUUUAAGGAAUGAUUAUGACCUACCAGUCAUAUUCUUGGCUGUAGCGUUAUUCUGCAUGCAUCAUUGGUUGUUAUGCUAAAGAUUUUCUGUACUUUCUAAUCUUCCAAAAGCUGUAACCUGUGUCAGCUCCUUACAUUCUUAGGCGUGUUAUUUUUCAUUCAAGUGAUAAAUAUGUGAUCAGCUUGUAUCUCGAUACACGCUACUCAGUGCUGAUUUAACAUGUUUCUCCUUCGAAUGAUGUUCAUGGGACAACCGAGGAUAAAAGUGGCAAUGAAAGAUAACCUUUUUCCUGUUCA
Messenger RNA from Populus trichocarpa (black cottonwood), 2119 nucleotides. Its product is annotated as trihelix transcription factor ENAP2. The transcript has 2 exons. Lineage: Eukaryota; Viridiplantae; Streptophyta; Magnoliopsida; Malpighiales; Salicaceae. The record is from RefSeq and is a predicted model, not a curated record. The coding region runs from base 268 to 1068 and encodes 266 amino acids. Gene Ontology annotation, cellular component: nucleus. Gene Ontology annotation, molecular function: transcription cis-regulatory region binding.